AUGGCUUAUGCUUUAGGAUUUGUUGUGGUAAUAGUAAGAUCUGACAUAGCUACUGGUGUACGGGGAAGAAAAACGUUCGUCAUACUUGGAUGUGAAAGAGGGGGAAAAUAUCAGAAAUACAAAGCCGAUGCGGUGGCUAGUGUAUACGACACUCGUAAAUUUGGUUACCCUUAUACUGGCAAGUUAAAUACGAGUGAGCAGUCAUUACUGGUUGAUAUGACAAAGAGUAAAGUUACACCUGCAAAUAUUUUAUUAACACUCAAACAAAAUAAUGAUCGAAAUGUCACAACGAUUAAACAAAUCUACAACGCAAGGCAAGCGUAUAAACGAUCAUUAAGAGGGUCCAUAACUGAACUACAACAGCUUAUGAUGUUGUUGGAUCGGGAUAAGUACAUUCACUGGAGUAGGUAUGCUGAUGAUUCAGAGGAUGUUACUGACCUAUUUUGGACACAUCCUGAUGCGAGUAAUUUCACAUGGGCUUUGAAAAAGCUGAAAGGUUUAUUUUUAACAUCUGAGGGUGGUCCUAAAGUCAUUGUCACUGACCAAGACUUGGCUUUGAUGAAUGUCAUUGCAAAUGUAUUCCCUAAGUCAUAUCAGAUGUUAUGUCGGUUCCACAUCCUUAAAAUUUUUAAAGCUAAAUGCAAAAUGUUAGUUCAUUCUACUGAGGUUUGGGAUGUGUUGAUCAAUGCAUGGGAAAAUGUGAUGGAUUGUGCUGAUGAAAGCUUGUUUGUUGAGUAUGUGAAUGGUCUUCAAUACGCAAGCAGCUCAUGGCCUUUGUUCUUUGAAUAUGUGAAUCAGACUUGGAUUAUUCUGUACAGUACAUACUUUGUAAAGUUAUGGACGAAUAGAGUAAUGCAUUUAGGGAACAUAACCACAAAUAGGGCUGAAUCUGCUCAUUGGGGCUUGAAGAAAGUUCUGGGCAAUAGUAUGGGUGAUUUGUGUUCUUGUUGGAAUAAUAUUCAUAACGUCAUUAUCAUACAACACAACAAGAUUAAGGCGUCAUUUGAAAGUAGUAUGUUGCUCACGAGUGACCAUUUUAAAGGCUACAAAUAUAGAGAACUUAUUGGGCAUGUCUCUCGAUAUGCAUUGGAUCUCAUUGCUAAGGAAUUGGAAAUAGUGCAACAGAUAGGAUUGAACUCCUCAAAGUGUGGAUGCGUAUUGAGACGUACAUUUGGUGUUCCCUGUGCAUGUGAAUUAGCACGGUAUGAUCCCUGUGGGUUAAUUUCAUAUCAUAUGGCGAAGAUUGCAUUUCUCAAAUGUUGA
Messenger RNA from Vigna angularis (adzuki bean), 1263 nucleotides. RefSeq lists its product as uncharacterized. Lineage: Eukaryota; Viridiplantae; Streptophyta; Magnoliopsida; Fabales; Fabaceae. The transcript has 4 exons. The record is from RefSeq and is a predicted model, not a curated record. The coding region runs from base 1 to 1263 and encodes 420 amino acids.